Molecule: messenger RNA, 1590 nt
Organism: Parascedosporium putredinis
Lineage: Eukaryota; Fungi; Ascomycota; Sordariomycetes; Microascales; Microascaceae
Source: the annotation of a GenBank genome assembly
AUGGAUCCUCCCACUCUAUUCCACAAUUCCUUCUCCUCUUCACCCCCUUCGAGAUGGGUCGCCCCCAAGAUUGAGGUGGAGGACACACCACCAGCCUCCGAUAGCGCCGUAUCCAUCCGCAACGGCACUACCGGCUAUGGCUCGUCUGACGAACAUGUCUUCUCCGACCCGGCGGUCGCCGAUUUCUGGCGCAAGAGGUACGAAAAAGCCGAGUACGAGAACCGCCACCGCUAUGACCCCGAGUUUAAGUGGACUGCCGAGGAGGAGAAGGCUCUGGUGCGCAAGCUUCCGGAGCUCGGCAUGGACACCAACGACUUCAACUAUGGCCAAACGAUCUUCCUCGUUUCCUUCCUCGCCGCGGAGCUUCCUAGCGGUUUGGUUAGCAAGAAACUCGGUGCUGAUCGCUGGAUUCCUACCAUCAUCAUCGGCUGGUCGAUCGUUGCUGGCGCCCAGGCGUUCAUCCACUCCCGUGCCAGCUUCUAUGCCAUCAAGGCCCUUCUCGGAGUUCUCAUGGGUGGAUUCAUCCCUGAUAUCGUGCUCUGGCUCACCUACUUUUACAAGUCGAACGAACUCCCCGUUAGGUUGGCUUGGUUCUGGACCGCCCUAAGUACCUGUAAUAUUGUGGGAUCUCUCAUCGCUGCCGGAGUGCUCAAGAUGCGAGGCAUCAACGGCUGGGGUGGUUGGCGCUGGCUCUUCCUCCUCGAGGCCAUCCCUACCAUCAUUAUCGGCAUCUUCUCCUAUGGACUCAUGCCUCCUGGCCCUACGCAGACGAAGCAUUGGUUCCGAGGCAAGAACGGCUGGUUCACCGACCACGAAGAGCGCAUCAUUGUCAACCGUCUGCUGCGCGACGACCCUUCCAAGGGUGACAUGAACAACCGCCAGGCCGUCAACCACAAGCUUCUCUGGAAGACGAUCAAGGACUGGGAGCAGUGGCCGCUGUACCUCAUCGGUCUUACCGCGUACAUCCCUCCCUCGCCUCCCAACACCUACCUCUCCUACAUCCUGCGCCAGCUCGGCUUCAACGUCUUCCACGCCAACCUGCUCGCGAUCCCCUCCCAGUUCCUCUUCGCCGUGAACCUGCUCAUCAUCACGUGGAUUUCGGAAAAGUUCAAGGAGCGCGCCAUCGUCUCGUCGUCGUCCAACAUUUGGAUUUUCCCGUGGCUACUCGCGCUCGUGCUGCUCCCCGCCGACGCGAACCCCUGGGUGCGCUACGCCUUGCUCACGGGUCUGCUCAGCUACCCGUACUGCCACGCCGUGCUCGUGGGGUGGAACGCCAAGAACAGCAACGCCGUGCGCACUCGCGCGGUCAGCGCCGCCAUGUACAACAUUUUCGUGCAGUCGGGCAACAUUGUGGCGUCCAACAUCUACCGCGAGGACGACAAGCCUCUGUACCGCCGCGGCAACAAGGUUCUGCUCGGCAUCACCGUGUUCAACAUCUUCCUCUUCUACUUUGUCAAGGGGUUCUAUAUCUGGCGAAACAAGGUCCGUGAUAGCAAGUGGAAUGCCCUUACGAAGGAACAGCAAGAGGACUAUGUUCUCAAUACGACCGAUGAGGGUAUGAAGAGGUUGGAUUUUAGGUUUGCUCACUAA